Messenger RNA from Didymodactylos carnosus, 411 nucleotides. Lineage: Eukaryota; Metazoa; Rotifera; Eurotatoria; Philodinida; Philodinidae. The record is from the annotation of a GenBank genome assembly.
AUGGGAGACCAUGAAAUGUUUGUUGAAAAGAAAGUUGAUGAAAAUGAACGAAAAGAACACGAAGAAUUUUUACGUUUGGCUAUUAAAAUAGCUGAAGAGAAUGUUGAACAAGGCCUUGGUGGACCGUUUGGGGCUGUUAUUUGUAAAGAUGGAAAAGUUAUUGCAAAAGGCUCAAAUAAAGUUGUGAGUAUUAAACAUUUCCACAUGACCUUACAGUCGCGUUUAUGUAAAACGUGGUUGUACAUCUCCAAACGAUUAGACGCGAUGCCAGAUGCAUCAGGUACUUUACGAUGUAAAUUGUCUAACGAGGGAAGUACCCUAACUGAUAAAUCGCUUUUUCAACGAAACCGAGUGGACUAUAGGUAGUCGACGAUGCUGAUUCCGAAUAUCACCAUGAAUGCUGCUGCUAGG